AUGGCUGUUAACAUCCCAGGAGUGAUAGCGAUGGUGUUUUUCUACCUGCUGGUCCUUGGGACCGGCAUCUGGGCUUCUUUCAAGUCCAAAAGGGAACAGAAGAAAAGUGCAGCCACUGGAACAGAGAUGGCCCUGCUGGGAAACCGGAGCAUUGGCUUGGUGGUGGGGAUCUUCACAAUGACAGGAGGAACCAUGAGUGUGGUUUUGGAUUUGACCUUCCCUGUGUGCAUUUGGAUCUCUGCUGCCAUCGCCAUUACCUACACACUGCUGGGAGGUCUCUACUCUGUGGCCUACACAGAUAUUAUACAGCUUGUGCUCAUAUUCUUCAGCUUGUGGAUCUGUGUUCCCUUUGCUUUGAUGAACCCUUACUCCUUGGACAUUAGCCAGACACUGAUGAACAACACCUUACAUGCUCCCUGGAUUGGUACACCAGGACUGAAAAAGACCUGGAUAAUGAUUGAUGAUUUCUUGUUCUUUGCACUAGGAGAAGUGGGAUAUCAGUGCUUCCACCAGAGAACUUUGUCGGCGUCUUCAACGUCCACAGCCAAGAUCACUUGCUUUGUUGCUGCUGUCAUCUUCCCUGUAUUUGGGAUACCUUCUAUACUGCUUGGGGCAGUCGCUGCAUCCACAGACUGGAACCUGACUUCCUAUGGUUCUCCAUCUCCAUAUGAACGAGGGGAAUCAGGUCUAGUUUUGCCCCUGACCCUGCAGCACCUCACCCCGUCCUUCAUCUCCAUCAUCUGUACUGGAUGUGUGGCUGCCGCCGUGAUGUCAUCGGCUGACUCUGCUUUGCUUUCUGCAGCUUCUCUCUUCACCUCCAACAUAUACAAGAACAUCCUGAGGCCUCAGGCAUCAGACAGAGAGACUCAGUGGGUGAUCCGUGCUUCUGUCUUGGUAGUGGGCUUAGUUGGUACAUCACUGACCAACCUGGAAAACAGCAUCUUAUUGUUCUGGUUCAUUAGUGCUGAAGUGGCCUACAUCAUAGUCUUCCCUCAACUCGUCUGCAUCCUCUUCCUCAACAUCUCCAACGGUUACGGGGCUGUGAUGGGUUUCCUGGUGGGAACUGUGUUAAGACUGCUCAGUGGAGACCCAUUACUAGGGUUAGCACCAGUCAUUCACUUCCCAGGAUGCACUCUUGAGGACGGUGUUUGUGUCCAGUACUCUCCGGUUAAGACCAUCUCCAUGUUGUCUGCCGUUGCUGCCAUCUUGUUUUUCUCCUACCUGGCUUCUGUGCUCUUCAACAAAGGCCUGCUUCCUGAGAAGUGGGAUGUGUUCAAAGUGAAAGUCCAGCACUCACCACAACCACUGACAGCAACAUAUGUUGCAACAGAAUACACAUGAUUAUGAGAAUUUGAGCAGAACACAGUCAAAUGU
Molecule: messenger RNA, 1374 nt
Organism: Perca fluviatilis (European perch)
Lineage: Eukaryota; Metazoa; Chordata; Actinopteri; Perciformes; Percidae
Product: high-affinity choline transporter 1-like
Exons: 6
Coding region: 1-1341 (446 amino acids)
Biological process (GO): acetylcholine biosynthetic process; transmembrane transport; choline transport
Cellular component (GO): plasma membrane
Molecular function (GO): choline:sodium symporter activity
Source: RefSeq, a predicted model, not a curated record